Molecule: messenger RNA, 2588 nt
Organism: Osmerus eperlanus (European smelt)
Lineage: Eukaryota; Metazoa; Chordata; Actinopteri; Osmeriformes; Osmeridae
Gene: polh
Product: polymerase (DNA directed), eta
Exons: 10
Coding region: 251-2539 (762 amino acids)
Biological process (GO): error-prone translesion synthesis; response to radiation
Cellular component (GO): replication fork; nucleus; site of double-strand break
Molecular function (GO): damaged DNA binding; DNA-directed DNA polymerase activity
Source: RefSeq, a predicted model, not a curated record
AGUGGCACGUACAUUGCAUAUGAUUUAGUUAACCGAAAGAAAAACAUAAUUUAAAACCUGGUAGAAGUUAUCUAGUGACGCUGAGUCUAGAGCUAGCGGGCUUUUUACGAUCUGAGUUCCGCAACUCAAACUACUAGCUAGCUCUACUAGCUUGUUGCACUGACGAUUUAGCCAGCUGAUCUGAGUACAAUAUCUCUUACGCAUUGCUUUGUUGUAGUCUGUACAAGCUCUUGGUUCCAUACCAAUAAGGAUGGAGUACGGGAAGGAAAGGGUUGUGGCGCUGGUAGACAUGGACUGCUUCUACGUCCAGGUGGAGCAGAGGUUGAAUCCAGCCUUGAAGAACACCCCAUGUGUGGUUGCCCAAUACAAGACGUGGAAGGGAGGCAGUAUUAUAGCGGUGAGUUAUGAGGCCAGGGCUCAUGGGGUGACAAGGAAUAUGUGGGCUGAUGAUGCUAAAAUACUGUGCCCAGAUCUCCAGGUGGCGCGGGUUAGGGAGUCUCAUGGCAAAGCAGACCUCACUCAUUACCGUGAGGCCAGUGUGGAAGUGAUAGAGGUGAUGUCUCGUUUUGCUGUAAUCGAGAGGGCCAGUAUAGACGAAGCCUACAUGGAUCUGACAGCUGCUGUGCAGCAGAGGCUGAAGGACAUGACAGAUCUACAUGUAGACCCUGGCCUGCUGAAGGCCACCCAUGUUCAGGGCUAUCCACAGGAUCCUUCAGACCAGGAGGGGGCCCCAGAGGACACUGGCACAGAUAAAGAGACGAAGAGGUCCAGAGGGCUGCAGCAGUGGCUUGGCUCCCUCCCAGUCCCUCCGGCUGGGGCCCUGGGGCUGCCCUGUGCGGAGCUGCAGCUGGCGGUGGGGGCUGUGAUCGUGGAGGAGAUGAGAGCAGCUGUGGAGCAGCAUACAGGCUUCCGCUGCUCUGCUGGGAUAUCCCACAACAAGGUGUUGGCUAAACUAGCCUGUGGCCUCAACAAGCCCAACCGCCAGACUGUCUUGCCUCUAGACUCGGUACCUGAGCUCUUCAACUCUCUCCCCAUUGGCAAGAUUCGUAAUCUGGGAGGAAAACUAGGGGCCUCCAUCUCCGAGACUCUGAAGGUGGAAAACAUGGGAGAUCUGACCCGCUUCUCUCCGGCUCAGCUUGGACAGAGCUUUGGGGACAAGACCGGACCAUGGCUGUAUGACAUGUGUCGGGGGAUCGACUUUGAGGCAGUCAAGCCCAGGCAGCUUCCAAAGUCUAUUGGCUGCAGUAAGAACUUUGCUGGGAGGACAUCGCUUGUCACCAAAGAGCAGGUGCAGCACUGGCUCUACCAGCUAGCUCUGGAGUUGGAGGAGAGGCUGACCAAGGAUAAAGACAUGAAUGGUCGAGUGGCCAAACAGUUGACAGUGGGUAUUCGGCAGUUGGGGGACAAAAAGCCAAGCAGCUUCUCCCGCUGCUGUGCGUUAGCACGCUACGAUGCUACCAAGAUCUCUACCGACAGCUUUGCCAUCAUCAAGAGUCUGAACACGGCGGGAAAUCACCAGGCGGCAUGGACUCCGCCCCUCACCUUGCUCCACCUCUCCGCCAGUAAGUUCAAUGACGCGCCCUCUGCAGGGUCUGGGGGAAUCGCUGGUUUCCUGUCUAGUGAUGUCACAUCCACGCAGAGUAAGUUGUCCUCCACUCAAACCACCCAGGCCUCUUCGGACUCCAGCCCUGGUAGACCAGGUGCCAUCCAAGCCUUCUUCCAAAGAGCUGCAGAGAAACAAAGGAAGAAGAGGGAGGAAGAAGAAGAAGAAGAGGGGGAGGGGAACGUGGAGGAGGGUGGUGGAGGCUCUGGGACUUCUCUCCAAUCAUCAUUCAUGCCUUCCUCUGGGGUUGAGGGCUGUGUGUCCGGGCAAUCAUCCUCCACUUCUACCAUCUCCUCCUCCAGGUCGUCCUCUCCCCCUCCCCUUGUAGUCGCCAUCCCUUCCCCCCCUUCGGCCUCGAUCACCUCCUUCUUCCAGAGGAAGACGCUGGAGAAGAGCAACUCUGGAACAGACGAGCACAUUGGUGGCCGUGAGACGGCAGGACACGACAUGACAGUAAAUGACAGAGACACACUGGAAUGUGGGUCACUUUCAAAGAAUGGCACAGCAUUAAGUGAGGAAACCGCUCAGGGUCAUCUGUUAGGCAGCCUCACUAGGAGGUCAGGCUCCCCUGUGUCCUGCCCCGCCUCCCCUCCCACAGCUUCCCUCGCCCCCGCCCAGCUUCCCUCCAGCCUCGUCUCUGAAGACCUGCUCACCUGUGAGCGUUGUGGACAAGACGUCCUGGCCUGGGAGAUGCCGGAACACUAUGACUACCACUUUGCUCGGGACCUACAAGACUCGUUCUCUUCCACAUCCUCCCCUUCUGUCUCCUCACUCGUCGCGGCCACGUCUCUCCCACCUCCACGGGUAGGAACAGGUACCCCCAAGUCUUCCCGGGGAAAGACAAGGGCGAGGGGCCAGUCAGGGCCCCAGGCCAAAAGGCCCCGCUCCCAGGGAGGCAGCAGCGGCACCCUGGAUGCCUUCUUCAAGAGGAACUAACGGAGAAGUUGAUGGAGAUAUAAAACAUUGUAUCCCUUUGUAAAUCCUA